CACAUGACCAUCUUCACAGGUCCUUCCUCCAAAAUCUCUUCUGUACAUGUACUGCUCACAUGAUUGUGACAUCAUCACAGGUCCUUCACCUCCAGGAUCUAGGAGAUACACAGCAGAUCCUGGUCGGGCAGUCACUAAAGGCCCUGGCAGGACUAUCUCAGCUGAUCCAGUUGUCUCCUCUUCUCCUGAAUGACCCCCAAGGAUGGACAAGGAAAGGAAUGAGAUGACUAAGAGAAUAUUACACUUCACCUUGGAGAUCCUCCACCUGCUGACCGGAGAGGAUUACACCAUAGUGAAGAAGACAUGGGGGGAGUGUGUGGCCCCCAGCAGCCAUCUCCAUGAGUCAGGAGGACGGAGCAGGGGCCGGGGCCCCAUCACGGAGCCUCCACCAUCGUCACUGGUACAUGAGGAGAAGAUCCUAGAACUCACCCACAGGAUCACUGAGCUGCUGACUAGAGAGGUUCCUAUAAGGUGUCAGGAUGUGGCGGUCUAUUUCUCCAUGGAGGAGUGGGAGUAUGUAGAAGGACACAAGGAUCUGUACCAGGACAUAGUCAUGAUGGAGGAUCACCGGCCCCUCACAUCACAAGAUGGAGUCCUUGAUAAAAAUCCACCCGAGAGGUGUCCCCGUCCUCUGUAUUCCCAGGACUGUCCAGAGGGAAAUGUCCCAGAGAACCAUGAGGGUGAAAAUCUGAUCACUAUAAAAGUGAAGGAAGAGGAGACGGAUUUCUGGGCCGAUCAGCAGUAUGGAGUCAUUGAUAGAAAUCCACCCGAGAGGUGUCCCCGCCUUCUGUAUUCCCAGGACUGUCCAGAGGGCAAUGUCCCAGAGAAGCAUCAGGGUAAAAAUCGGAUUGAUGUUAACAUUGAGGUAAAAGAUGAACCAGAAGAGGAGACGGAUUUCUGGGCCAAUCAGCAGUAUGGAGUCAUUGAUAGAAAUCCACCUGAGAGGUGUCCCCGCCCUCUGUAUUCCCAGGACUGUCCAGAGGGAAAUGUCCCAGAGAAGCAUCAGGGUGAAGAUCUGAUGGAUAUUAAGGUUGAGGUUAAAGAUGAAGCAGAAGAGGAGACGGAUUUUGGGGCCGAUCAGCAGUAUGGAGUCAUUGAUAGAAAUCCACCCGAGAGGUGUCCCCGCCCUCUGUAUUCCCAGGACUGUCCAGAGGGAAAUGUCCCAGAGAAGCAUCAGGAUGAUUACCUGACUAUUAUUAAAGAGGAGGAUGAAGCAGAAGAAGAGAGGAUGAGGAGCGAUCACCUGUGUAUGAGGGAAGUGAAGGAGGAAAUUCCAGGAGGUGUUACCCCAGGAAAUCCCAGUAAGAAUUCUGAGGGAAACAUCAUGUUAUCCCUGAAUGAUAGAGGAGAAGAUGGAGAGAUCAUGGAGCGCUCCUCAGGACAAGAUGGAGAGAUCAUGGAGCGCUCCUCAGGAGAAGACCUCCUUACCCCUAAUGUCCAUCCAGAUCCAUCAUAUAAUAAUCCCCCUGAUCAUGAGGAACCGUCUCCUGACCAAUCACACAUUGUUACCACAAGGACAGAUCAGAAAGGGGGGGGAAAGUUUCAACAUGAUGAAUAUGGAAAAAGGUUUACAAAAAAAUCAUAUCUUCUUAAACACAGGGGAAUUCACACAGGAGAGAAGCCAUAUUCAUGUUCAGAAUGUGGGAAAUGUUUAACAACUAAACACGGUCUAAUUUUACAUGAGAGAACUCACACAGGAGAGAAGCCGUAUUCAUGUUCAGAAUGUGGGAAAUGUUUUAUAUCUAAACAUAGUCUAGUUAUACAUAAGAGAACUCACACAGGAGAGAAGCCGUAUUCAUGUUCAGAAUGUGGGAAAUGUUUUAGAGAUAAAUCACAUCUUGUUAGACAUGAGAGAAGUCAUACAGGAGACAAGCCGUAUUCAUGUUCAGUAUGUGGGAAAUGUUUUAGAGAUAAAUCACAUCUUGUUACACAUGAGAGAAGCCACACUGGAGAGAAGCCAUAUCCAUGUUCAGAAUGUGGGAAAUGUUUUACACGUAAGUCAAAUCUUGUUGAACAUGAGAAAACUCAUACAGGAGAGAAGCCAUAUCCAUGUUCAGAAUGUGGGAAAUAUUUUAGAGACAAAUCAUAUCUUGUUAUACAUGAGAGAAUUCACACAGGAGAAAAGGCAUAUACGUGUUCAGAAUGUGGCAAAUCUUUUCCAUGUAAAUCAAAACUUGUUUUACAUGAGAGAAGUCACACAGGAGAGAAGCCAUAUUCAUGUUCAGAAUGUGGCAAAUCUUUUACACGUAAAUCAUAUCUUGUUUUACAUGAGAGAAUUCACACAGAAGCAAAGGCAUAUACGUGUUCAGAAUGUGGGAAAUGUUUUACAUUUAAAUCAAGUCUUACUACACAUGAGAGAAUUCACACCGGAGUGAAGCCAUAUUCCUGUUUAGAAUGUGGGAAAUGUUUCUCGAGUAAAUCGGAUCAUAUUAGACAUGAAAAACGGCACACAGGAGAGUAUUCAUGUUCAGAAUGUGGGAAAUGUUUUUCAAGAAAAUCAGAUCUGGUUUCACAUGAGAGGAUUCACACAGGAGAGAAGCCGUAUUCAUGUUCAGAAUGUGGAAAAUGUUUUGCAGAUAAAUAUACUUGUGUUAGACAUGAGAGAAAUCAUACAAGGUCUCAGUACCCAAAACAGUCAACCAUCAACAAGUCAAAACUGAAAACCAAGGGAAGAGGGGCGGUGGAAGACACAGAGAAUGAAGCGCAGACAUCACAAGAUGGAGUCGUUGAUAGAAAUCCACCCGAGAGGUGUCCCCGCCCUCUGUAUUCCCAGGACUGUCCAGAGGGAAAUGUCCCAGAGAACAAUCAGGCUGAAGAUCUGAUGGAUAUUAAGAUUGAGGUUAAAGAUGAACCAGAAGAGGAGACGGAUCUCUGGGCCGAUCACCCGUGGAGGAGGGAAGUGGAGGAGGAAAUUCCAGGAGGUGUUACCCCAGAACACAACUCAGAAGGAAACGUCAUGUUUUCGCAAAAUUAUAUAUUAGAAGAUGGAAAGAUCAUGGAGCGCUCCUCAGGAGAAGAUGGAGAGAUCAUGGAGCGCUCCUCCGGAGAAGAUGAAGAUAUGAUGGAGCGCUCCUCAGGAGAAGACCUCCUUACCCCUAAUGUCCAUCCAGAUCUAUCCUAUAAUAAUCCACCUGAUCAUGAGGAACCUUCUCCUGACCAACCACACAUUGUUACCACAAGGACAGGGGAUGAAAGGUUCCAUUGUGGUGAAUGUGGAAGAGAUUUUACAACAAGUUCAGCUCUUGUCACACACAGAAGCAUUCACCUAGAAGAGAAACCGUUUUCAUGUUCAGAAUGUGGGAAAUGUUUUAUUACUAAAGUCAAACUAAGAAACCAUGAGCGAUGUCACAAAGAAAAGAAGCCGUACUCGUGUUUAGAAUGUGGGAAACGCUGUAGAAAUAAAUCACAACUUGAUAUUCACGUUCGAAGUCACACAGGAGAGAAGCCAUAUUCAUGUUCAGAAUGCGGGAAAUGUUUUGUUACUACAGUCAAACUAAGGAACCAUCAGAGAAGUCACACAGGGGAAAAGCCGUAUUCGUGUUCAGAAUGCGGGAAAGGUUUUACAGAUAAAUCGAGUCUUGUUAUACACGAGAGAAUUCACACAGGAGAGAAGCCGUAUGCAUGUUCAGGAUGUAAGAAGUGUUUUACGCAUAAAUCACAGCUUGUUAUACACGAGAGAGUACACACAGGGGAGAAGCCGUAUUCGUGCUCAGAAUGUGAGAAAUGUUUCGCAAGUAAACCACAGCUGAUAAAACAUGAAAGGAUUCACACAGGAGAGAAGCCCUAUUUAUGUACAGAAUGUGGGAAAUGUUUUAUAAAUCAAUCAAAUCUUGUCACGCAUCAGAGAAUCCACACGGGAGAAAAGCCGUAUUCCUGUUCUGAAUGCGGGAAAUGCUUUGCCCAGAAAUCCCUUCUUGUCAUACACGAGAGAAAUCACACUGGAGAGAAGCCGUAUUCGUGUUCGGAAUGCGGGAAAUGUUUUGUGAGCAAAUCAGAUCUGCACAUACAUAAGAGAAGUCAUACUGGGGAAAAGCCGUAUUCAUGCUCAGUAUGUGGGAAAUGUUUUGCAAAGAAAUCGCGUCUGGUUAAACAUGAGAGCAGUCACACCGGAGAUGAGGGAUUCAAUAUAGUCGUAAUAUCCUGACCCCACAGGCCGCAGCGAUUACCGUUUUGUUCACCUUGCAAUGAACCUAAAGAAAGACAACACAGUCCAACGAGCGCAGUGUGAACAAUGUCGUGUUUGUCCCUGAUCGAAAUAUAACGUAAUGAAGUCUUCUAUAGAACAGUAUUCGUAUAACUUUGAACAAUCGGUCGAUGCACAUUUGAGGCAGUGCAGUAUAUGUCCACGCAUUUCAAGCCUAAAGUAAUCGCAGCGUCCCGUCCUGUCCCGUCCCACUAACUUCUCCCAUAUCGAUUAUCUUAUAUCAAUAUUUUUAGAGUUUUUUUUCUUUUUAGACAAAUUACACAGGGUAACAUUUAGUAGUCGCAUAACUUUUGCAUCAUUUUCAUCAAUCCUCGGUCGAUGGUCAUGGCCGUAAAUGUUGACACCCCUAAAAUGAAGUAUUUCUCACAGGAAAGGAUUGUAGUAACAUAUCAACUGGCUCCGGAAAGUCUAAC
This is a messenger RNA of Hyla sarda, 4617 nucleotides long. Its product is annotated as oocyte zinc finger protein XlCOF7.1-like. The record is from RefSeq and is a predicted model, not a curated record. The coding region runs from base 203 to 4144 and encodes 1313 amino acids. Lineage: Eukaryota; Metazoa; Chordata; Amphibia; Anura; Hylidae. Gene Ontology annotation, biological process: regulation of transcription by RNA polymerase II. Gene Ontology annotation, molecular function: DNA-binding transcription factor activity, RNA polymerase II-specific; RNA polymerase II cis-regulatory region sequence-specific DNA binding. The transcript is spliced from 18 exons.